CAAAGAGUGAAAGAGUAGACUAGAUUCUAUCAAUAACUCUUCGAUUCCAGUACUUAUUUUAUUUUAUUGAAUAUAUCAGUCAAAAAAAUAAAAUAAUUAAACAACAAACGCGUUUUCCAAUAAGUUUGUUUUGUGUAUUACCAUGGUAGUGAAGUUACAGAGAAAUCUUGGUAUGGAGGAACUUUGGAGGUGGAGAUGGAGGAGAUUGAUUUGUAUAGGUCUGCUAGUGUUGGGUUCUUGUAUUGAUUCUUGUUUGUCUCUCAAUGAUGAAGGGAUAUCACUAUUGAGGUUUAGGGAGAGGGUUGGGAAAGACCCAUAUGGUGUUCUGUUGAAUUGGAAGUUUAGUGAUGGUGCAGAGAACCCUUGUUCUUGGUUCGGGGUCAAGUGUUCUACUGAUGACAAAGUUAUAAGCUUAGAUUUGAAGGAUCUUUCUCUGGAAGGAACACUGGCUCCUGAAAUUUGUAAUCUCGUGUACAUGAAGUCCAUAAUUUUGCGCAACAACUCCUUUUCUGGAAUAAUCCCUCUUGGGAUUGGAGAACUGAAGGAAUUGAAGGUUUUGGACCUGGGAUUCAACAAUUUCGAUGGACCUCUUCCAUCCAACCUUGGAGAUAAUUUGUCCCUUGUCAUCCUUCUGGUGGAUAACAAUAAGAACCUAGGCGGCAUAAAGGAAAGUCAGCUAUCGAGCUUGUGGCAAAAAUCUUAUUCCAUUCGAAGAGCCAUUUCAUGGAGCAUUGCUCGAGUUGGAGAAGCAGCACACAGAAGGCUGCUUCAGGCAGCGAACGCCCUUCAUUUCCCCAAUACCGAGCCUGUGAGGCACAAAUCAGGAAAAGAGACUCACUCAUCCCAGUUAGUUAUUCCCAGCAUUUCUCAGCCACCUACGACCUCUCCAGCACCAUCACCAGCACCAUCACCAGCACCAGCACCAGCACCAGCACCAGCAAUACCUGUUCCUCCUUUCUUUCCUCUAGCAGACCCUCCAGCUGCUCCACCACCUGUCCUCCCCAAACCAGUAGUACCUUGGACCUCAGCUACCCCCUCGGCACCAGAAGGAACAGGUGUUCAUAAAAAGUCAUAUCGCUGGCCAAUAUCUGUAGCUAUAGGGGCUUCAUUCCUCUCCAUUGCUGCCAUUGUCUUUCUCCUCUGUCGAAGCAAGAAAGUUGUCAGUGUCAAACCCUGGGUCACAGGGUUAAGUGGCCAACUUCAGAAGGCAUUCGUAACAGGUGUACCAAAGCUCAAGAGAUCAGAGCUCGAAACAGCUUGUGAGGAUUUCAGUAAUAUAAUAGGCUCUUCGUCCGAUGGAACAAUGUACAAAGGAACCUUGUCGAGUGGGGUUGAAAUAGCAGUGACGUCUACAGCGGUGACAUCUGCCAAAGAAUGGUCGAAGCAUUAUGAAGGGCAAUUCAGAAAAAAGAUUGACGUAUUAUCAAAAGUUAACCACAAAAAUUUUGUAAACCUUCUCGGAUUUUGUGAGGAAGAAGAGCCUUUCACUAGGAUGAUGGUGUUUGAGUAUGCUCCUAAUGGAACGCUUUUUGAGCACCUACACAUAAAAGAAGCAGAACACUUGGACUGGGGAGUACGGUUGAGGAUUGCAAUGGGUAUUGCGUAUUGUCUUGAGUACAUGCAUCAACUGAGCCCACCCGUAAUAGUAAAGAACUUGCAGUCCACCUCUAUCUAUCUAACUGAAGACUAUGCUGCAAAGAUAUCUGACUUAGGUUUUUGGAGUGAAGCAACUGCUGUUAAGAUGGGAUCAUCUGACACAGAGAGUCCACUCACACCAUCGUUGGAUACUGAGAGCAACAUUUACAGUUUCGGAAUCAUAUUAUUGGAGAUGGUAACUGGUGGACUCCCUUACUGUGUCAACGAUGUCCAGCUUGUAGAAUGGGCAUCCGAUUACUUGAGGAAGACCCGACCUGUCAAAGACAUGGUGGAUUCUACCUUGAAAUAUUUUGAUGAGGAAAGUCUCGAGAAACUAUGUGAAGUGAUUAGAUCUUGCAUCAAUCCUGACCCGAAAGAAAGACCAACAAUUAAAGACGUCACGGCUCAAUUAAGAGAGAUCACAGCAAUGACACCAGAUGGCGCAACACCUAAACUAUCUCCUCUUUGGUGGGCAGAGCUCGAGAUCAUUUCUACUGAGGCAACCUAACAAGAUGUAUAGCCUAGGACUGUAAGAUAUUUUCUUCUCUUAUCUAUUUAUAUUUUGUUUGGGCAUCACAUAAGGGCUAUUGUCCGUGGAAUGGUACAGCUUGUACCUACCAUUUGAGUGAUAUAUUAUGUGUAUAGGAUAUAGAACCGCGACAGCAAACAUUUCGUGUAACUAAGUUUGUUUUUUGGAAGUGUGAAAAUUCACUGCACUGAGAAUAUACUGUGAAGGCAAUAAAAACAUAUUCGUUUUUCUCUGCU
Papaver somniferum (opium poppy) is the source of this 2400-nucleotide messenger RNA. RefSeq names its product probable inactive receptor-like protein kinase At3g56050. The record is from RefSeq and is a predicted model, not a curated record. Lineage: Eukaryota; Viridiplantae; Streptophyta; Magnoliopsida; Ranunculales; Papaveraceae. The coding region runs from base 143 to 2143 and encodes 666 amino acids. Gene Ontology annotation, molecular function: protein kinase activity; ATP binding. The transcript has 10 exons. Gene Ontology annotation, biological process: protein phosphorylation.